AUGGAUGGCACUUUGAUUGAAUCUACACCCGCCGUCGAGGCUACUUGGGCCCAAUUUGCGCAAGAUUAUCCUUUCAUUGACUUAAACUACGUACUCAGGCACUCGCACGGUGUACGCACCCACGAGAACAUGAUUCGCUUUUGCAAGCUCCAGAAUCCAGACACCAUUGCGUCUGAAGCUAAGCGCUUCGAAGAGACUAUCCUUGCAUGUGCAAAACACAGACAGGAGCAGGGCCUGAAGGGGUUAGUUGUUCUGCCAGGAGUUAACACCCUUCUAGAGCAGCUCAAUGCCAACCACCACAACUGGACUAUUGUCACUUCCGCUACAAGAGUCUACGCGAACGCCGCUCUCCAAAUAUCCAACAUCCGCCAGCCAGAAACGUUUAUUACUUCAGAAAAUGUCUUGCGCGGGAAGCCUGACCCUGCACCAUUCUUGGAAGGCGCAAAAGUUAUUCAUCAGAAUCCACGCGACUGUCUCGUCCUAGAGGAUGCUCCUUCGGGUAUUCAAGCGGCUAAAGCUGCCGGUGCACUUGUCAUAGCACUACUGACAUCAUACCCUAUUGAGACUAUAAAAAAUGCGCACCCAGACUUUAUUGUUAAAGAUUUGAGCAGUGUCUCUGCCAAGUGGUUAGACGAUCACUAUGAAAUUAAUGUGGAUAUAGUCGAAUUGUAG
Molecule: messenger RNA, 672 nt
Organism: Wallemia ichthyophaga EXF-994
Lineage: Eukaryota; Fungi; Basidiomycota; Wallemiomycetes; Wallemiales; Wallemiaceae
Product: 2-deoxyglucose-6-phosphate phosphatase 1
Exons: 2
Coding region: 1-672 (223 amino acids)
Molecular function (GO): sugar-phosphatase activity; beta-phosphoglucomutase activity
Source: RefSeq, a predicted model, not a curated record